AGUAAAAAUGUACUAUUAAAGUAAAAACAUAUUCAUACCUUUGAACCUCAACAGGUAUUAGACGGGAACUAACACUGGAUAAACAGCAAAAUACAGACAUGUAAAGGUAUACACGUGACAUUUCAGUAAGGAAGUAAAAUACCUCUCAAGAUCAGCAAGCUCCAAAAGUGGUACAUAAACAGUAAACACCGGAUAAUAGGUCUACAAUACGCUGCCUCUUCAAUGUGAAAGCCUGUCUUCAUAAAUGGCGGAAAGUAUAUAUGAUGAUAUCGGCAAUAACUACUCAAAGAGAUGUGAGAGAUGUGGGAAAGGCUAUUUUGGUGUUAUGAAUUCCCAACAUUGGCUGUGCUAUGAUUACUAUGUGGUAUCAGCACCAGAACCUCGUAAUAAGAGGAAUGAGGAUAUAGAUGAAUUUCUGACUGAGAAAGUUAUCAAGCCACUUGAAACUCAAGGAUAUAACUGUUUCCAUGGCUGCAGAGAUCUGAUUGGAGGCCAACUAAUCCUUGAAGCCUUGAGUGAACCAAUGAUCAACAUCCCUACAACUAUUGUACCGAUCUAUAAUGACAAUAAAUUUACAAAAUUGUGGAAUUUACUUUUCAGACCAGGCCUACAAAAAAGAAUUGUAUUCAUUUUAUUUGAUUCAGCAAAAAUCCCUUGUAUUUUGGACUCAAGUAAUCUUUUCUCACUAAAGUCAAGCGACAGUGACCUAGUGAACAGAAUAAGUAAAACAAUAAACGCCAAUAAAAUUCGGAACCCACACAGCAUUUCAGAAACGACGUCUGAUUGUUUGUCAGAAAGUCACAGAAAUGACCAUGCCAGGCACCCCACAGAAAUGGAGUCACAUGGAUUUUCUCUUCAUCCUCAAGGCCAUAAGUACCAUGUCAGACAUCCCACAGAAAUGGAGACACAUGGAUUCUCUUUUCAUCCUGCAGGCCAUAAACAUCAGUCAAGAUGGCAGACUGGAAAAACAACUUUUGAAGAAUCUACAGAUUUGGAAGUCCAUCUACACAGUAUCACAGACCAAACAUCACCCAAUGACCUGGUUGGUCUUUGUAAGCACAAGGACAAGAAGAUUAGACAUUUUGCCGCAAAGACUUUAACUAAAGUAAUUCAAAAAGAUAUAACAGCAUUUUAUCAAAAUUAUGAUAUAAGAAGAUUUGAAAAGGAAGCCAGAGACUUUAUACAGAAAGAACAUGCUUAUCACACUGACUUGUACAGCAAUUUCCAGAAACUGUAUUUUUGGAUCUCUGCAGCUAUCUUUCUGAGAAUAUACAAAUGCAAAGAUCCAAGCCUGAAAGCUUACGUGAAAACUUUGUCAUUGAAAAAGUAUAAGAACAGCCAGAAUAAAUUUGACCAAAUGUGCCAGAAAAUAUACUAUAAACUUAGUGUUUCAUUACACGCUAGGAUAAAAAAGAAUUGGCCAAACCAAUCUGAUGAAAAUGAACUUAGUAUAAAACAGCUGGACAUUUGUAUUUCUCUGAUCGAUCAACAAGCUUCUUCUACCAGUGCCCAAACGUAUGAUGUAAAUAAAAUCAUGAAAAGCAUAAGACACCUGCCUUGGGAUCUAAAACAUAUUUUUUUCGGGAUCAUUACCGACAAGAUUCUUAAGAAAAAUUCUGUGGAAUCGAGCAACAUUUUCCAGGAAAUAUGCAAUAUGACUGGUAAAAAACACAGAGGAAUUAUUCUAGGUUUUAUUGAACGUAUCACUGAGUACAUCCAGAAAAGCUUCACAGCAAGAGAAUCUCUGGACAGAUGUUUGAGUUUUCUAUUGACUAUUUGGAAGAUUGAGAACAAAAAGGAUGAUAAGCUAAUGGCAAUUAUGAUAUAUUUCUUGCCAAAACUUGUGUAUCAUCCCUUAAGUAAAGUCAGGGAGCUCAUAGCCUCAUUGAUUUUCAGCGGAGAUUGGAACAGGAUUGACAUUUGCCAGUUGGGAAGUACAUGUAUCCUAGUUGAUGAAGAACUUGCUGAGAGAUGCUUUCGAGAGAAAAUAUCAGAAGACUACCCUGAUCUGAUCAUUAAACAACAAGUACAGACAGCUCAGAAUGCCUUAGUAUUUCAGGUGGAAACCAAAGAGGGAAGUUCCUUGUUAUACAUGUGUAAACAAAAAUCAUUAAAUGAUAUUCUCCAAACAAAUACAACAGAUGACAGUUAUGAAAGCUUCCAAAGAAUGGCAAGUGUUAUAGAAACAUGCCAAGAAAACGAGUAUAUUGUGGGACUGCGUCAACUGAAUUCAGGUGGCACACCUCCUUUUUAUGUGGUUGAAUAUGGCGAGCCUUUGUUAGACUUUCUGCACAGGAAGGAAAACCAACUAACAAUGUUAAAAGUGGCCGAUAUCCUCAUUGACAUUACCAGAGCAAUCCAUCAAUGUCAUAGCAAAUCUCUUGUCCUCUGUGACAUCACUCCUGCCAGCUUUGAAGUUUUUCACAGAACAGAUGGAUCAAUUCAAAUUAGACUUGCUCAUUUUCAGCAUGCAAACUUUGUUGGGGACGAAAAGUCUGUUGAUAGUGCAGAUGGUUAUGAAGCAUCUGAAAGUUUCCCCUACAUUCAAGGUGAAAGUACAGAAGCAGUAGCUGUUUACUUCAGUGCACCGGAAACACUUAAACAUAAACAGUUUUCUCAAUAUUCAGACAUGUGGAUGACAGCUGCAACAUUUUAUUCAAUUAUUCUUUACGGCAAACGACCAUUUGAAGAACUGGCACAUCUCAGCACGUCCCAGUUUGUGAAAGAGAUAAUAUCAAACCACAGAGUGGAAAUACCAAAUCUCUUUCCUCCAGAUCUGUGGGACAUAUUGUCAGCUAAUUUUAUUUCCAAUAUCAGCGAACGGAAGUUAACAGAAACAUUGCUGCAGGAUCUGGAAAACUAUAAGAGUAAUUUGGGAGACCAGCAAAAGAGGAUGUAUACAGCCAGAUCUGUAUGCUAUUUGCUGAAUCCAGAAGAUAUUAAGAGGGGUUUCCUGGAUGAAAAAGGUAAUUUCAUUCAAGAAGAUAUAAAAGAACCAAAGCAGCUCAAUUACAGGGAUGAAUUUAAAAAACGGAGUUUCAUGGAUGAUAAAGAUCUCUAUAGCCAGGAAGAAGUUAAAGAAGCAGUGCAGGUCAUGUACAGGGAUCAAUUUAAAACACGGAAUAACCGUCUUCACGAGAAUGUUUCAAUGAGAAUGAGCAAACGCACCAGGAUCAAGCUGAAAAGAAUAAAUCAUAAAAACAUUUUGGGAGUAGAGAAGAUUUUGAAUCAUUAUUAUACAACUUAUCUGGCUUCUUUACCUUUGAGAACGCACGGCUCUACUUUGGAUACAGUAAUUGCAGAUGCUGGUAUUUCCAGAUUUCUAUCUUACUUUCAGCAGAUUACCAGUGCUUUGCAACAUCUUCAUUCCGAAAAUAUUUUGCACUGUGAUUUGCGCUGCAAAUACAUAUAUGUCAAUCCAGAGGCUGGGACUUUGAAAGUGGGUCACUUUGGACGAGCUGUUGACUUGGAAAGCAAUCAGACAAGAUUCGUUAUCAAAAAGAUGCCCUUAGAUGCAGAAAAAUGGUCAGCUCCAGAAGUGAGAGCUAAUGGGCUAUAUUCUGUUGCUUCUGAUGUUUUUAACUUUGGAUCAGUGUACUGGGAGGCAGUACAGAUUCAGGAAAAGAAUGCCAGAUAUGUAGAAUACCCAGAGGAAAGAAAAGAUUGCAUCCGGCAGCUUACAGACUGCAUUAAGCAUUGCUUUGAUAGUAAUCCACAAAAGAGGCCUCUGCUCACAGCUAUCAUAGAUAAUAUUACAAAUCUUCAGAGUGAAUAUCAGAGUUUUUCCAGCAAUGAUGAAGCUGCUAUAAGUUUACCUUCCAGAGAAUAUGACGAAGUGGCAAACAACGAAGAGGACUACGAUUCAAUAUAUGAAGUUCCCAAAAACUUUUCUGAGGUUUAUUCCUCUUCUAAUCCAUGGCCAAAAUUAAUAGUGGAGCUUAUUUUGAGAGGAAAAAUUUCCAGAAAUAACAGCCCACUUGGUAGCCGAAGGGAGACAGCUAUUUAUUUAAGUUAUGAAGAUGUAGGUUUGAUGUAAGAAAAUAAAAUGUUUUUUGUUUUUACUGAAUUUUGCUGAAUUACUGCAUACUGUCAAAUUUUGACAAAUAAAUUACUCUUUCCUGUUCAAGGAGAAUUAAUGUUAUUUAAACAAUAAAAUUAUUUUAAAGAA
Molecule: messenger RNA, 4168 nt
Organism: Xenopus laevis (African clawed frog)
Lineage: Eukaryota; Metazoa; Chordata; Amphibia; Anura; Pipidae
Exons: 24
Coding region: 245-4036 (1263 amino acids)
Source: RefSeq, a predicted model, not a curated record